UCAUGUGCCCAGAUUCACACAGCUAGAAAGUGGUGGAAUUAAGAACCAACCCAGGUGAUCUGGUCCCAGAGCGCUUGCUGGUUUUUUUCCUGAUCAGGAGGACAGAUCAGCAUAGAGUCCAAGCAUGAAUGUUCAUCGUGGCAGUGAGAGCGACAGGUUAUUGCUGCAGGAGGCCAGCUGCCUAAUGGAUGAAACCUCGUCUGCAGCCCAAGAAAAAGAAACUAGUAGCCUGACUUCUUCUGGUCUUCAAAAUCUUGCUUAUCCGCUAACUCCCAGGAGUGAUGACCUUUCACUGGACUAUGCCUCUCAGCCAGCAAGCCUCCAGUUCCCUCACAUAAUGCCACUUCCCGAAGACAGCAAAGCCUCCUGCUUCCCAGGUGGGACUAAACGGAGCUAUGAACCCUUUAUUGCUCCAGAACGAUUUGGAAACAGCACUAUGGGCUUUGGCAGUAACGUUCAUUCCCAGGCGCCAGAGAAAGUGACACUUCUCGUAGACGGCACACGUUUUGUGGUGAAUCCACAAAUUUUCACUGCUCACCCAGACACCAUGUUGGGAAGGAUGUUUGGACCAGGAAGAGAAUACAACUUCACACGGCCCAACGAGAAGGGGGAGUAUGAGAUUGCCGAAGGAAUCAGCGCAACUGUCUUUCGAACGGUGCUGGAUUAUUACAAAACUGGUAUCAUCAAUUGUCCUGAUGGCAUCUCUAUCCCAGACCUUAGAGAUACGUGUGAUUAUCUCUGCAUUAACUUUGACUUCAACACUAUCCGAUGUCAAGAUCUGAGUGCUUUAUUGCAUGAACUGUCCAAUGACGGUGCGCACAAGCAGUUUGACCACUACCUCGAGGAACUGAUCCUGCCCAUCAUGGUGGGCUGUGCCAAGAAGGGGGAGCGGGAGUGCCACAUUGUUGUGCUGACCGAUGAGGAUUCUGUGGACUGGGAUGAAGACCACCCCCCACCCAUGGGAGAGGAAUAUUCCCAAAUUCUUUAUAGUUCCAAGCUCUACAGAUUCUUCAAGUACAUUGAGAAUCGGGAUGUUGCUAAAACAGUGUUAAAGGAACGGGGCCUGAAAAACAUUCGCAUUGGAAUUGAAGGUUACCCUACCUGUAAAGAAAAAAUUAAGAGAAGACCUGGUGGCCGAUCUGAAGUCAUCUAUAAUUAUGUGCAGCGCCCUUUUAUCCAGAUGUCAUGGGAAAAGGAAGAAGGAAAGAGUCGCCAUGUGGACUUCCAGUGUGUUCGGAGCAAAUCCCUCACUAACCUGGUAGCUGCUGGAGAAGAUGUCUUGGAGGACCAGGAGAUACUGAUGCAUCACCCGCCCCAAGUGGAUGAACUUGACCGACUGAAUGCCCCACUUUCUCAGAUGGCUUCUAACGACUUUCAGGAUUAGGGCCAGUAUGGGCCCACCUCUCUGCGAAGUGUCUGGGCUGCCAAAAGCCAGUUCUCCCAUCCUUCCCUUCCUCCCAUAAUUAACGUGCGUCCUUUUCAGUACAUCUGCACCUCUGCCGGGGAUGAGAAAGCACUGGUAAUGAAGCUCCCAGCUUGGCAGCAGCCCCGCUAACUUGAAAUUUUGGGUCUGGUGCUGUUCACUGAGCCUUUGCAUAACUGCAAAGCAGAAAAGCAAGUCAAGACUCCUGUCGCCUCAUUCGGCAAAGCAGUUCUGACCCUUUGUGCUGUGUCUUGGCUUUUGUGUCUUGUUUUAUACCAGGCACAUCACUUAGCAGCGAAGGGACCAAACUUAGAGACAAUCUCUAUCUUCUGCAAAUAGCACUAAUGGCAUGCUCAUUAGAGGUUGGAGAAGAUGCCAUUCCUAGUGGCAUCUGUGCUCAGAUUGCAUCAGGGAAGAAUGAGGCUUGUAUUCAACAUGUCUAAAAGGAACUUCGUAGGCGCUAAAAUUCAGUUUUGUUUUUUCAUUAAAUGCAAGAACAAUCCAAAACCACAUGGAUUCUGUCACAGGAAGGAAAGUGGCAUCAGAGUGUUGAUGGAACCUUAGCGUCAUGGUGUUUAGAUUAUUCAUUUAGAAGGAAACUCAAGUAGAAGAACCUCUCCCGAUGGGCCACUCUGAUUGCCCUGGCUUGGAAUUGGUGAGAAGCCACAGGUCUUCACCCAGGAGCAGCAUGUUGCUGUGGAUGUGGAUGGGCGACCUUGGAUAUGACUUAAAGGCUCCAGCUGUGAGCAGACAGUUCUCACAAGGGCUGUUUCUCAGAGGGAAGACUUGUAAGAGCUCCAGUGAGGGGACGUGUCGGGGAAAGCUGGAUGGGGAAGCAUUACCUGCUCAGGCUUUGUCCCAGUACAGGAUUCUUCUUUGUGCAUUCUUUUCAUACUUAGGGAAUUUUUUUGGAUACCAGGAUAUUUUCAUUUUGAAAUAGCCUAUCAGCUGCUCACACUGAGUAAGAAACCAUACAUACUAACAUCAUCCCCCAAGGAUGGACGAGUUGAAGGGAAGUGAGCCCUAGUAAUUGUUUGCUCUGUCACUGCGUGUCAGUGCACAGCGACAACCAGAUCACCCUCCCCAGCACUGAACCGCCUUCCCCAGUGUCCCCAUGGCUAGAGCCGGAUGUCAUGGGACCAUCUCCCCUUUUGCGCUACAGGCUGGCCUUCCAGUCACCUGCCCCAGGUAUUUACUCAUCACAACUUACAAAGAGGCACAUAGUUUUCAAGUCCUUUAAGAGCAUGACUGGCUUUCUUAAAUCCCAUUCCCAUAAGAUGCUAUAGGGCAAGCUGCUUGAUUCUGUUUUGACCAUGCUAGUCACAGUCCUCCAAGAGUGACGUCGGAUGGGCGUUGAAAGAUGCUCUUUCCAGGCUUGAAGAGCAAGAAUCUUACUAGUAAGUGUAUUCUUUGCAUGUGGUCAGCAUCACAGUAGAAAUCGAUGCUCUAUUUCUCUGAAAAGUAAUCGGGGUUAAACUGAACCACCCCCCUCCCCACCUGCAGAGUUCUGAUUACCAUGGCAUCCGUUUGUAAGGCAGGUGGCCAGUGGUAGUUUUAUUUCUGUGAAACUGUUGGCUCAUAUUGAGGUCAGGUCUGGCUAUGACCUUACCAGUAUACAUUCGUGCCCACUAGGAACCGACCAGCCCAGUAUUGUUUAAUGGUGCUUCCUUUACUUUUCAGUUGACUUCCAUGUCAUCACAAAGGACAUUUACAUUGAGUGUGUAGUCUGUGGUAUAUGUAUAACUUUUGUUACACAGCUAAUGUAUUGGUAAUGUUUAGAAAGUGUCAACACGCUGCAGCUGAUACUCUAGUCCUUGCUUAGUUGGAAAGCCACGUAUGAAAGUAUGGCAUGUAGUGAACACUUUCUUCUAUAUCGGUGGUUCUCAACCUUCCUAAUGCCGCGACCCUUUAAAUAUAGUUCCUCAUGUUGUGGUGACCCCCAACCAUAA
Messenger RNA from Myotis davidii, 3372 nucleotides. It is a transcript of the gene KCTD20, whose product is annotated as potassium channel tetramerization domain containing 20. NCBI's taxonomy places the organism in Eukaryota, Metazoa, Chordata, Mammalia, Chiroptera, Vespertilionidae. Gene Ontology annotation, biological process: positive regulation of phosphorylation. Gene Ontology annotation, molecular function: protein binding. The transcript is spliced from 8 exons. The record is from RefSeq and is a predicted model, not a curated record. Bases 125 to 1384 code for a protein of 419 amino acids. Gene Ontology annotation, cellular component: cytoplasm.